AUGGAGGCCGCCUCCGCUCGAGCGGCAGCCAGAGAUCGUUGGAGCGAGAUGGGUUUCCCGAGACCAUCUCAGCUUCAACGAUUUAUAGCGAGCGCCUGCAGUCCCGAGAACUACGAACCGAACCUUGCGCUAAACCUCGAAAUCUCAGAUCUGAUUAAUAGCAAGAAAGGCAGCGCUCCACGCGAGGCAGCAGUCGCUAUAGUCAACUAUAUCAACUCCCGCAAUCCGAACGUUAGCCUCCUAGCCAUCAGCCUUCUUGAUAUCUGCGUCAAAAACUGCGGAUACCCCUUUCAUCUUCAGAUCAGUACUAAGGAAUUCUUGAACGAGCUUGUGAGAAGGUUUCCCGAGAGGCCUCCUAUCCGUUAUACCAAAGUCCAAUCUAAGAUCUUGGAAGCUAUUGAAGAAUGGAGGAGCACGAUAUGCGAAACCAGCCGGUACAAGGAAGACUUGGGCUUCAUUCGGGAUAUGCACCGUUUGUUAAGUUACAAAGGCUACCAUUUUCCAGAGGUCCGGAGGGAUGAUGCUGCCGUCUUGAAUCCGAGUGACAAUCUUAAAUCGGCCGAGGAAAUGGAGGAAGAAGAGCGAGAAGCACAAUCCGCCAAGCUACAAGAACUAAUACGGAGAGGCGCCCCAGAAGACUUACAAGAAGCAAACCGACUUAUGAAGAUUAUGGCCGGCUACGACACGAGGUCCAAGACAGACUAUCGCGCAAAGGCAGCUGAGGAAGUUGGCAAGAUCCAAGCCAAGGCACGCCUGUUGGAGGAAAGGUUAGCAGCGUUCAAACCGGGCGAUUCUAUGAAGGAUGGCGACGUCUUCGAAGAAUUAGCUUCGUCGCUCCAAAGCGCGCAGCCCAAGAUCCAGAAGAUGUGCGAAGAGGAGUCCGAUGACCACGAGGCAGUAGCAAAGUUGUUCGAGAUUAACGACAGUAUACACAGGACAGUCGAACGGUGGAAGCUCCUCAAGAAGGGCGAUAUAGAAGGCGCUAACAAGAUAGCCGCGGGCGCACCCAUCGCCAUACCAUCCGCGGCAGCUGGAAAGUCUACGUCGGCCGCAGGCGAGCUGUCGUUAAUCGACUUUGAUGGGGAUGCUGCAGCGAAUGGUUCUGGCAACAAUGCUGCCGGAUCGAGCUCGCAAGCUGGCGAUCUCGAGAACGAUCUUUUAGGUCUCUCCCUAGGAGGUAACAGUGGCAGUUUCGGCCAAGGUGGUGGAAUAUCACUUGGAUUUGGGACAAAUCAGAAUGUUCCCGGGCCUGCUUUGCUAUCAUCAGUAACCCAAAAUAACAGCGCAAGAGCGUCAUCCCCUACUCCUCCACCCUUUUCUCCCUUUUCAGGAUUUACGUCGAAUCCCGCGGGAUCCCAGUCUAACACUCCGCAACUAAAUCUAUCGCAACAAUCUUCAUUCUCCAGACCACCACCCCAGAAGGCACCGGCUGCCAGCGAUCCUUUCGCAGCUCUCGCUUCUCCCCAGUUCUCAUCUAAGCCAGCUACCCCCAAACCUGCAGCGCCUCCUGCGACAGCUGACGAUGAUGAAUGGUCAUUUUCUUCCGCGUUACCGCUCGAACCUUCUCUUCCUAAAGAACUUCGAGUAGAUGUCAAGGACGGACCCUUGCAAAUCCAUCUCAACGCAGCGAGAUCACGGACGCCAAGCGCCCUUUUGCUGGUUUUCCUCUUCUCCAACACCACCGCCGCGCCUAUAAGCAAUCUUCACUUCCAAUUAGCCGUAACAAAGGGCUUUGAACUCCAGCUCCAACCGCAGACGGGCCGCGCCCUGCAGCCCAGGCAGACGGAUGGCGUGUCCCAGUCUGUCGAGGUGUUCCACGCGGGAGACCGGGCUAAAAAGGUCGACAGCAUCAAGCUCAGGUGGCGCGUUAGCUACACGCUGGGCGCUGAUAAUAAGGCCGAGAUGGGCGAGAUACCCGAGUUUAGCAUUGCAUGA
This is a messenger RNA of Daldinia childiae, 1935 nucleotides long. RefSeq names its product ADP-ribosylation factor-binding protein GGA2. Gene Ontology annotation, molecular function: ubiquitin binding; phosphatidylinositol binding. Gene Ontology annotation, cellular component: trans-Golgi network. NCBI's taxonomy places the organism in Eukaryota, Fungi, Ascomycota, Sordariomycetes, Xylariales, Hypoxylaceae. Bases 1 to 1935 code for a protein of 644 amino acids. The record is from RefSeq and is a predicted model, not a curated record. Gene Ontology annotation, biological process: Golgi to endosome transport; protein transport to vacuole involved in ubiquitin-dependent protein catabolic process via the multivesicular body sorting pathway; Golgi to vacuole transport. The transcript has 4 exons.